GCUCGUCAUAUAUAUCUACAUUGCCAUAAGAAGCCAUAAUGGAAGAAAAAGCAAUCUAAUCAAUGAUAUUCUUAAAUAAUUUUUGUUAACAUAUUGAACGGUUGACGUGAUGAUGAUGUUAUUAAUACUAUAUGUUUAGGGUGAUAAUAUUUUUGUAUUUAUACAUUAUUAUGGUUUUUGUUUUUCUAAUGAGAGAAAGUAUCUAUCUAUCUGUGCGUGUGUCUAAACCAUAGAUGGCUCAGGAGAGGUUUUCGGCAAUUGGGGCGGAGAAAAUGCAUAAUUUGGGCUUAAAAUCAAUCCAAGCCCAUACACAGGUCCACCCCUUCUGUUGGGCCAGCCCGAACCCAAUCAAUUUAUUUAAGCCCCGAAAUCCGCUCAAUCUUUCCCGCCGAAGCUGAAGAAUCUUCUUCUUCUUCUUCUUCUUCUUCUUCUUCGUGCUCUCUCUCUCGCUCUCUCUCUCUCUCUCAUGGAUCCUGUACUCUACAACACCCACGUAAAGCUCCUGGCCUUCGAUCUCCUCUCCCUAAUCCCAACCUCCACCGAUCCACCCUCCUUUUCCCGCCAAGGAAAGCUCCCGCUCAGCCGCGCCGAAACCGUCGGCGUGGUAGUCACCCGAGAGCUGAAGCCCAACAAGUUCCUCAAAUUCAGUGUCGAUGACGGCUCCGGAUGCAUCCCCUGCAUCCUCUGGCUUAACCACCUCUCCUCCCCUUACUUCUCCCGCCGCUGCCCCUCAGAUGUUCGACUAAUUGCCUCCAUGGCUGACCGCUUCCAAUCCCUAAUCCAGCUGGGCGUCGUCACCAGAAUCCGCGGCCGUAUCACCCACUACCGCGGCUCGGUUCAGUUAACUGUUUCCGAUGUCGUUGUUGAGAGGGAUCCCAAUGUGGAGAUACUGCACUGGCUGGAGUGCAUCAAGUUGGCUCGUGAGUGUUACAAUUUGGUAAACGUACCUUCUUGUAAACGGAACUGAUAUGUUGUUGUCGAUAUACGUAUGCGCUCUAUAUUGUUUGUCUCUUACAUUGUUUGAUUUGAUGAUUUUAUGCAUAUGUUGUAACAUAGUCUUUCCUUAAAUGUGUGAUUUUCAUUUUAUGUUCAGUUAUCGUGAUUUGGUUCUCAGAAUUCAAAUCGAAGUCAACAAUGCAAAUUGUUGAACUCGAGAAAGUCCAAACCAUAUUCCAGCUGCUCCAGGGGUUGUGGAUCAAUGUAGUACUGGCCACCCACUUGGUGGAUCUUUAUCCUUUGAGUUUGUUAUUAGCUGUUAUAUAUGUUCACACACACAACAUAUAUAACAGAAAUAAUUAACAAAUUUUAUGUUACAGUGUAGGCUGUGUUUAAAAUCUGAAAUUAGAUAAAGGUUACAGAAAAAGUAGGUAAAACUUGAUACUUCUUAUGCAAUAUUCAGUCAGAGGAAUUGACCACUAAGGAUACUGAGUAAUUGACAGCAGGUUUACUUGUAAGAUAAGCCUGGGUGCCUGUAGAGCUCACUGUGACAAUACUUUGAAGAUUUUAAAUUACUUGAACAACAGGUGGAUCGACUGAUACCAAAGCUAUAGAAAGCUUUAGUUUCUAACUUGCCACAAUUAACUCUAUCUUGAUUGAGCUCAAGCCUUUCUUGGGGCAAAGAUUUUGAGCCAUGUUUGGGAGGUUUUGUUUAUUUUAAUUGAUGGGAAAUUGGAAGCUGGGCAUUUUGGUUUCCUAUCAAAUAAAUAUGUGAAAAGGUAAAGGUGAUUAUGAGUUUAACCAAUUCAAUGUGAAAAUUUAGUGCUAUCUAUUUAAGGUAUAUUAGACUAGCUCAAGGAAUGGAGCUAUGGUUAUUAGAGAACUCUCUUUACCCAAUGGUUCAUCUGUUUUCAUACCCAAAAUUGAUAGAGAACGAGUAAAUUUUGAAGGAAAUCUUCUUGAAAAUAUUCUGUGAUGUUUCCAAAACUUAAAACAUUUUAAAAACUUCUUAGUAAUUUUUUAAGAAAUUUUGUAGAACAUCUUAGGCACAUGUUUUUCACAUUUUAACUGUAUUUCUUAUGUAGGACAGAAUAGUAAAUAUUAGGAAUUAGUAUUGUUUGUUUUAUUUAUUUAGUUAGUUUGUUUCCUAUUUUCUUUUGAUUUCUUUAAUGUUUUUUUUCCUUUUAGUAGAAUCCUAAUGAGAUUGGUUCAGGAUCCUAGUUAGAAUAAAUUUCAUCCAUUGGUUGUUUAUAAAUAGUCUUUGAGAUUGUAAUUAAAGACAGAUUUUGAUGACUGAAAUUGAAUAUUGAUACUGGUUUUGAGUAAUUGGGAUUACUCUUGUUCUUUUUGUUUCAGGUUUUGCAUCAAUUUUCUCCAACCAGAGGAGAAUUGAUGUAGGAUAGAAUAGUAAAUUUUAGGAAUUAGUAUUGUUUAUUUUCUUUAUUUAGUUUAUUUCCCAUUUUAGUUUGUUUUCUAUUUUCUUUUGGUUUCUGUCCUAAUUAAAUUGGGAUUAUAUUUACAAUCUUAAUUAGAUUGGAUCAAGGAAUCCAAGUUCGAGUAGAUUGAUAUCUAUUAGUUGUCUAUAAAUAAUCCUUUUUGGUUGUAAUUGAAGAUAGACUUUGAUUAUUAAAUUUGAAUAUUUAGAAUUUGGUUUGAGUAAUCAGGAAUACUCUUGUUCUUUUGUUUUAGGUUCUACAUCUAUUUCACUCCUAAAACUUGUUUUCCAACAAUAAUAUAUAAUUGUUUGUCCACAUUUGUCUAGAUAUUAUUGGGCACUAACAUUUCAAAUUGAUCAUGCCAUAUUUUGAAGAUUUAUAUUACUAUAUUUGUAAUUUUUAAUUAUUUUUGUACCUAAUAUAUAACAUGAAGUAUGAUUCCAUUAAAGUUAAAGGGAAAAUUUUAUAAGACAAUUGUAUGCCCAACUUUGUUGUAUAGCAUAGAAUGUUGGGUAGAAAAACACCAUUAUAUGCAAAAUAUGAACGUUAUCAAUAUAAGGACACUUAGAGAUGGCAAACAGGCCGGGCCGGGCUGGCCUGGCCCGCCACCAAGUGGCCCGCGGGCCAAGCUGGCCGGGCCAAAUCGGCCUGCUUAAAAACGGGCCAGCAGAUUGCUGGCCCUAGCCCAGCCCUACACGGGCCAGCCUAGCCGGCCCAAAUUUUUUGUUUUUUUUACAAAAUAAUUUUACAGAUAUUUAAAACAAUUAAAUAUCUGAGGGCGAGGGCGAGGGCGAGAGCGAGGGGCGCGGGUGAGGGCGAGACAGAGGGCGAGGGGCGCGGGCAAGGGCGAGGGCUAGACAGAAGGCGAGAUGAGGGCGAGUGCGACAGAGGGCGAGGGCGAGACAGAGGGUGAGGGCGAGACAGAGGGCGAGAGGCGAGGCUGAGAGUGAGAGGCGCUUUUUUGGGGGGGGGGGGGUGGCCGAUUAGCGGGUCGGGCCAAAUCGGCCCGGCCUUAAAUGGGCUAGCAAAAUGCUGGCCCUAGCCCGGUGCCGGGCUGGGCCCCAACGGGCCAGUCCGUCGGGCCAAGCCCAUUUUGCCAUCUCUAAGGACACUAAGAUGGAUGUGCGGCCGUGCAAAAAUGAUGAAAUCAGACACGAGGUUAUUCAUGAUAAGGUCGGAGUACUUCCUAUUAAAGAUAAGAUGCGUGAGAUAUAAUUAAGAUGGUUUAGUUAUGUGAAGAAAGACUAAUAGAGUCUCUUGUUCAAAGAGUAAAUGGAACAGAACAAAUAUUUAGCAAAAGAGGUAGAGAAAAAUCAAGAAAAACUUGGUUGAAGGCACUUAGGUUUUAUAUUAAUUAUAUGGGCCUCAAAAGAUAAGUCCAUAGGUAAAAAUAAAUGAAAAGCUAGAGAUCAUCUUGCCCAUCCACGUAGAGGCUUAGUACGUUGUUGUAUUAUUAUAUUUCCUAAAGUUUUACAUUUUAUUAGACCAUGUUUCACAAUUCUGUUUCCCAUGUGUGGCAACUGUGAAGGAAAUUAAUGCUUUUGUCAAAAAAUUAUGCAUAAACUGCUUUUGCUUUUGAUUGCCAUGCUUUCUCUUAGCUAAGGUGAAUUCUUGCAACUCUAAAAUUCAAAUCUAUCGUUUUAGAAAGUGACCGCAACAUUUUCUUUGGCGUGCACAUUUUCUCAUGAAGCUCGUCCUUCUCGUCUCAUUCAUCCAAUUGAAUGAAUCCUAAACAUGCUGAAGCACCUCCCCUUUUUGUUCCGUUUAAUAUGCAACUUACUCUUUUUACUUAAUAUUGUUGUUUUCUGAUUUAUCUACAAGUCAUAACACAAUGGCUGCAAAUUAAUCAAGCUCGAACAUGCCAGUACAGAGAUCUAGUGAUGUCUUUUCCCUUUUUCAGUUUCCAAUUUAUUGUUGGAGUUAACAGUUCCUAUGGUAUGAAAGAUCAAACAAGUCAGCUUGGAUCUUAGCCCCUUCGUUGGGGCCUUUUGUUUGUAAACUCCUUGGUUAUUAAGAUAAAUAAAUAUAAAAAUCCACUGCAAAGUCUUGGAAGUUGGAGCGCUACCCCUUUUGCUAGAGGUGGUUUUGACUAUGAAGAAAACGGUUUUCCAUUUUGUCGAGGAUCAGACAAAAUACUUGGGAAGAGGAUUGGUCUGACCAUGUAAUUGCUUCUGGAAUGUCCCAAUUGAGCUGAAAGUGCUUUUAGUUAGUUGAUCUAUGCUUUUAUUUAACAACGUGCUGAUUGGCAGUUAGUGUGGUCGCUGGCCUAAAAACCUUUUCUGAAUUCUUAUUUUGUUGAGAAAGAUAUCCGUUCUGCCUUGGUGCCUUGAAUGUGAGAAAUCCAAUAUAUUUGAUGUGGAUGUGCCAACUGAGGGCCAGUGCGCCAUUAAUCUUAUAUUUCUUUGGUUUCUACAUUAUCAGUAAGACCUUGGUGUCGAGGUUUAUAUUUGGAGAAAUUUUGCCCCGAUCAUUUUGGCUCUAUUUGAGAACCAACUAGUUUGCUUAUGUCAGAGUCAUGAAACCAGUUAACGGAUGCUUUUCGUAAAGGAGAUCGUAGAUAUCUGAGCAAACCCCUGUUGCAGAGAAACAAUUUGCCUCAAUCUUAAUGCUUGGUUUUAUACUCUUUAGGAACCAAUAAUUCUUAGUUUAAAUUUGUUUAUGGGUGGUCAAAGUUGAGUUUAGAUUUUCAAAUGUUGAGGGCACCAUCCCUAAAGGCAAUUGCCGAAAGAUGAUGUGGGUUAAGCCCAAUAUUCCUUUUUUUUUUUUUUUUCUUUUUUCUCUUGAAUUCAACCAACCCAACCGCCCAUCUGCCUCUCAUAACACAGUCUUUCCAGACGAGGACUGAAGAUCAACCUUUGUUGAUUUCAUUCUCGUCGUCCAUUUGUCUCUCCCAACAUGCUCCGCUUUUCAUUUCUUGUAGUUCUUUUGACCCACAAUAGAUUAUGAUACGGUGGAUGCAACUGGAUAUUUUGGAGGCUUCAAUAACAGUCUUGGUGAUCUUGCCCAGAGGAUAUGGCAGGGAGGCCAAAUGGUGGGAUUGCAUCAGUAAUCUUCUAUCUCUUUAGAUUUGAUGGUAGCAAAAUAGACUGAAAGAAAGCGAAAGGCAGGCCAAUAUCUUUUGCGCUGGUCAAUAAACUGAAUUGAAAUGGACCCGUUGUCCUGUGUUUGGUUAAAAAUGGCCCUCCCUCCCUCAAAAUCUACCCAAAGGUGAAAGCAAUUCACAUCAGCUGCUACUUUGUCUUUCCCCACCCUUCCUUUUUAGUACUUCUCUUGUGCAAUAGCCCAAACCCUGUGGCUGUGAUGUUAUUCUGCAACUGGAAAUGCAAACGGGCCAACCAGUAUCUCCAGUUGUAACAAUAAAGAAAGAUUAAUUAAGCAUAAUAAGAAAGUCUUCUAUAUAUUCUCCAUUGGGCCUCUCUCAUUUAGGUGGAGAGAUGAUGCGAGUGAUAGUGAUGCUCUGACCAUAUGUACCACAGAGUUAUUUAAAAGGCUGCUAUCAAUCACUUUAUGCGAUCUUUUUAAAUUUUAAACCAACGGGGCAUAUGAGAAGCUGGGGGAUUAGAAAAAUUCAAAACGAGGAGUCUACAUCACAAGCUGAGAGUGCUUUGGAAAUGGCAAUUUCUUUUGCCAGAUGGUGUGGAAAAAAUGACAUUUGGAGGAGGGGAGAAAGCCCAUUCCAAGGGAGCACAAACUGCUUCCAUCUAGGAGAAAAGGGGAGACUGUUGGGUUAAGAUUUGGGUGUUCUUAAAUGUGGACCGACAUUUUGUAUUAAUUAUAAGAUUUUGAGUUCAAAUAUUUUUUUGUUCGUCGAUGACUAACUAUUAUUCAGUAAUUUUUUAUUUUUUUUUAUCUUUAGUUGGUGGGAUGAUAUCCCUACUCAAAAGUUUAUUUACUUUUUGACUUUGGAUGAUGGCCCUAAUCGAACAAUCUUCAUGCGGUCCUUUAGUCAAAGGGUUGGGUAAUGAAGACUAAGAAGAAGAAUUGUGACAAUUUUUCUAUUUAGUUUUGAGUCGUGGGAGUAGACAAUUGGUCUGGAAGAUGCAAGUUGGAAUUGUAAUUGUUUCAUGAUUGAUUAAAUUGGGUUUGGAUGGCCACAAUGCUAUGACUCAUUCCUUCGUGGCAUAUAACGAAGAGGAUAAGGGAAGGGAGGAGGUGGUGUUAGAGAAGGAAGGAUAGCCGAUAGAAUCAUAAUUAAUUUCUCUGCCCAUUUCAUGGCAAUCAGUUUAAUUGGUAUUAGUUAUCAAUUUUUAAAAUAUUAAGUUGGUUGGAAAGAAGAAAGAUUCAUGCUUUGGUAGUUGAA
Molecule: messenger RNA, 6672 nt
Organism: Diospyros lotus (date-plum)
Lineage: Eukaryota; Viridiplantae; Streptophyta; Magnoliopsida; Ericales; Ebenaceae
Product: CST complex subunit STN1
Exons: 1
Coding region: 467-967 (166 amino acids)
Biological process (GO): double-strand break repair via homologous recombination; DNA replication; nucleotide-excision repair
Cellular component (GO): site of double-strand break; chromosome, telomeric region; DNA replication factor A complex
Molecular function (GO): nucleic acid binding
Source: RefSeq, a predicted model, not a curated record